AUGCCUUCCCUGCACCAUGGAGCAAUCUUCACCGGAGCCUUCCUCAUUGUGACUGGGGGGUCCACAGCCUUCCUGACUUCAUCCCAGAGUCGCCUGCAGGCUUUCUCCCUCUGCUGUGUGGUGCUGGGGGUGGUCAUGCUCAUCCUUGGGUUAUUUUGGGCUAUGAACAGCAAAAGUGCUGCUAAUUACAACCACAGCGAGUACGACCAAGAGUGCCCGCAUUAUUCGUACGAGUACACCAACUACCCCGGCCAAGCCUACUUCACUUCCCCAGGGAAUCGGUUCCCAGAGUCCCAGUCAGUGUUUCUGCCCAGGACGAUGGAGCGCCACAGGCAUGCUGCUCGAGGUGAAGAUUUUGACUACCCCCCAAUGAUUAUGGAAUCUGGUGGUUUCAGUCCAACUCCUCAUCCUCCUCCAUGGCUGGGACCCCCACCUCCAUAUGAGGUUGCCAUCAAGACAACAUGUAGCUCUACACACCUGCGGCGUGCAUACUCAGACACACACCUGGCAUCAGAGCCCUUGUUUGGACAGUCAAGAGAGAUCAGCUUUGAGGUGUGA
Pelmatolapia mariae (spotted tilapia) is the source of this 558-nucleotide messenger RNA. RefSeq lists its product as uncharacterized. NCBI's taxonomy places the organism in Eukaryota, Metazoa, Chordata, Actinopteri, Cichliformes, Cichlidae. Bases 1 to 558 code for a protein of 185 amino acids. The transcript is spliced from 2 exons. The record is from RefSeq and is a predicted model, not a curated record.